Messenger RNA from Meloidogyne enterolobii, 1524 nucleotides. The record is from the annotation of a GenBank genome assembly. Lineage: Eukaryota; Metazoa; Nematoda; Chromadorea; Rhabditida; Meloidogynidae.
UUUUUCAAAUUUAGAUUUUCAGUUAAAAUUUUAUUCUAUAUUCUCUGUAUUAUAUUUAAUCUUUUCUUUUUAUUUAUUUCGUCAUUUUUUAAUUUCCAACCGAAAAGUGUUUUUGAACAGAAUUAUAAACCAAGGUUUCUUCAAAAUUAAAAAAUAAUUUAUUUUUCUCCAGGUUUGAAGUAAAUAGGUUCUACAAAUCAGAAAGAUGUUCCUUUGCUAAUUGUUUCAACUUUACAAAUUGUUUGGACAACAAUUUGCGUAUUUAUGUUUAUCCGGAUUUACCAAACUCGCCUCAAUCUAAAAUUUAUUCUGAUAUUUUGACUGUUUUGAGAAAAAGUGUUUAUUUUACUGAAGAUGCAAGUGAAGCUUGUUUAUUUAUUUUGAGUGUGGAUACUAUUGAUAGGGACAGAAUAAGUGAAGACUAUGUAAAAGACUUGAAUUCUUUAAUUUCUUCAUUACCCAAAAAUAUUUGGAACGGCGGCUUAAAUCAUUUAAUAUUCAAUUUUUAUUUUGGCACUUUCCCAAACUAUUCAAUUGAUGAUUUGGGGUUUAAUCUAGGAAAGGCGAUGAUUGCUUGGACUAGUGCAAGUCGACAGCAUUUCCGCACAGAUUUUGAUAUUUCCAUUCCCUUAUUUCACAAAGAACACCCUUUAAUAAGUAACGAAGAAAUUUGGUUAAAUUCAACUGAAUCUCACAAUCAUGAUAAAUACUUGGCUAGUUUUAAAGGAAAGAGAUAUGUUUAUGGAAUUGGUUCAGAAACCAGAAACAUUUUACAUUAUCUUCACAACGAUAAUUCUGUAAUUAUUGCAUCGACGUGUCGUCAUAAUUCUGAUUGGAAAAAGUUUGAGGAUGAAAGGUGUGAAGAGGAUAAUGCACAAUAUGACAGAUGGGAUUACAAUCAAUUAAUGGAAAAUUCUACUUUUUGUUUAAUUCCAAGAGGGAGACGUUUAGGUUCUUUUCGCUUUCUUGAAUCUCUCAAACAUUCGUGUAUUCCUGUCAUUUUUUCUGAUGAUUGGGUUUUACCUUUUGAAGAUUUUAUUGAUUGGAGUCAACUUUCAAUCUCAGGGAAUGAAAAAAAUAUUUUAUUUAUUUAUGAUUAUUUGUCUAAUAUUCCAAAGGAACGUAUACUCAAAAUGCGCCACUCUACUCAACUAAUUUAUCAAAAAUAUUUUGCUAGUGUUGAAAGAAUUGUUUUAACUUCUAUCGAGCAAGUAUUUGAACGUAUAAGACGACAUGUAGGUUUGCCUUCACAACAAAAUUGGUUAUGCUAUUGAAUUUUAUUGAAAAUUAAUUUUUGCGGAUAAAACUUGCGGACAGUUUUUUUGGAAUUUAAAAAUUUCCUUUUACUCGUACCUGCCUAUUUUUUGCUUGUAUUCGUACUUUGUACACAGGUACAAGUACGAAUUUUGAUAUGACUUCCCAAGGACAUAGCCAGGCGGCUUUCGGUGCUAUAGCUCCCCUCUGGAAUGGCCUGAAAUCGACCCCCUGGCUACGCUCUUGCGACUUCCAAAAACACUGCUUGCA